UCCGGCGCAGAACACCACCAGAACACCAGCCAUCCGAAGUCCAAGCCGGUCGUUGACUCCUCCGCGCGCGCGUUACGUUGCUCUUGUCGAAAACACACGUAAUUGUCGUCGCCGCAGCCGCCGUAAAGUUUUUGCGAAAAAAAAAUUGAAAAAUAUAAAAUAAAAACAACCUGUAUAUCGGUGUUGGCCGCGUGCGUGUGCACCGCACGACGACGAUCCGCCGCGUGGCCGCGAAACGGAAAACACGCGCGACCGCGCGACCGUAUACGACAGCCGCGCGUAGCGCAGUAGCAAUUGGUCAUCCACCGCGCGCGUAUAUACACGGGACAUGACCGCUAUAGCAGCCGUCGUCCAGCCUGACCGCUCGUAACCGCGGCCGCGCUAUAACCGCCAAACUACACCGACCACGCUCUCUUCACUGCAAACGCCGCCGAUACAGUAGCCGCAGCAGCUAUCGUCACCGGCGCACCGUCGUCAUCACGUCGAGUCGCAAUCGCCACCACCAUGAUCACCGCAGGAAAAGCCGUUUCUCGUCACCAUCACUGGUCGUCGUCGUUCAAGUUGCUGCGUAUAAUUUAUGUACUAUCCCUGUGUAAAUAUACGUGGGCUGAACUUUGUGGCGGAAAUGGUGAAUCGCUGAAAUACUUACGGGGCGACGCUCUCAUCGAUAAUUUGGAUUGCAUCGGUCCCAAUGGUAAACCGUAUCCAGAGUCAAUAGUAGCCGGCACGUAUAGACGCACUCACAACUGGGGAUCUUCGAGGACAGGACGCGACGCUUUUCACUCUGACUCGAAACCCAGUCCCGAAACGGUACGGGAAACACUACUUAAAACCUAUAAAUUUAAUAAUCACAAUGAAGAUUACACGAUCAGUAGAACUGCCCGAGAAUAUGGAUCAACACCAGCUGCUAAUCGUGAACUAUGCCAAACACCGAACAGGCUGUGCCGCACCAGAUACAAUACAACUGCGCCCAUGUACGGUGUAUCGCUGACGUCUGGUCAACCCGUGACUAUCGUUCAAAAAUUUCCGGAUCUAUUACAGCAAGUCGUUUAUGAAGUUUGCGAAUCAAACGAGUGCGACAUGGUUAGAGGAGAGUGCACACAAACAUAUGUACCAUACUUGUUCCUGGUAAUACCUUUGGGGCCGGUGACGCUAACCGGUCAGGACUACGUGCUCGUGGAAAGCGGAUGCGUAUGCAAACCAAAGGGCUCCAGGUCCACCGCACACGAACUGGUGUCUACUAUUCCGGCAAUGCCACGUCCGUAGAGUGUGGUUUAUGUGUACACAAAGGAUAACAGCCGUUUAAAAGUCAUCGUAUUGAAGAAAUGUACCUCGCCGUUUAUACUAUAUUUAUAUCAUAAUAUAUUAUAUAUUAUUGUCGUGUACAAUAUAGUCCAUGUUAUUGUAUAUAAUAUAUUUUAUACAAUAAUAAAAUACCGUAUCAUGUUACUGUACAGUAAUAUAGAACCAAAACUAAUUUAGUCAUGAGAAUCGUUCGAAAAGACCAAACGCCUCAUUAACCCCAUGACGUAACACACCCCCUAUACAUAUACUGUAUUUUUCAUAUAUAAUAUAUCUAUUUACUCGAAUAUAAAUACUACUUACAGUGGCGUCACGAAUUUUUUUUUUUUAUUGUUUCAGUUAUGUUCACUCGUUUAUCCCUAAAAACUCAACGCCUAUAUAGGUACAUGACGUAGAUUAUUUAGUAUUAAGUCUAUACACUCACCUAAAAAACUAUAUGCAGGGGUAACUAUAGCCUGUGUAUAACCCCCCGUCGGAUAAAAAAUUCUCAUGACGCAACUGUAUAUUUUAAUAUUUUAUAUACGUAGGUACGGGAUAUAUUUUAUUGUUAUAGUGAUGAAAUUAAAAAACAUGAUUAUUAUUUAUAUAAUAUAAUGCUCAACUUAUGCAUUGGCGCCAAAUAUUUUUAAACGCAUAAACUAUAUUUAUUUUAUAAUACUACUGUAUUCAGUUUGCCUUAUUACUGUAUAGUCAAUAUUUUACUUGAACAGGUUUAUAUUGUACGAUUUUUUUUUAAAUUUAUGUGAUACUGUAAUAAUGAUAAAUUCAUUUAAUAUGUAAAAUAAUAAAUUAAGUUAAUUAAUAAUAUUAAGAUAAAUAAUCUAAAAUUUAAAUAUAUAUUAUUAUUUUUUACCAAAGUAUAUCUUGAAUUAUUAAAGAUAAUAUACUAUUAACAUUUCAACUGACCAAAAAUCAGAUUCAAUUAUCUACAUAAUAUAAAUGAUAAACAAUUUUUUUUAAUUGUAUAAGCUUGUAAAAUACUUGGUGAAAACAAAAUCCGUAAUAACAUUGAUUAUAGAGUAGACUAUAGUAUGCUAUAAUCACUAUAGAAUAGUCUAUUCUAUAAUCAAUGGUACCUAUAGUAGUAUAUAUAUAAUAGUAAUAUUGUAAUAGAGACAAUUAAUAGUUUAAACAUAAGGUGUAAGCACAUGCAUACCUAAAGAUUUUGACGAUUAUACACAUUACACAGUAUAUUACAUGUGUACAAAUUAUAUGCUCAAUAAUCUGAAGAAAUGGACAGGGUCUACAAAAAUAUCUUACUUGCGCGCAUUUAUGUAAUUUGUAAAUAUAUAUAAAACUAUAAAAGUAGUUAAUUUUAUAGGUAUAGUAAAUAAAAUUGUACAGUAGGUGCUUUUUGUAAUUUAUUAUUAAUGAAUUAUUUAUAUUAAAUUUUAUGUGUAAGCAAAUAAAAAUAAAAUGAUACUUAAUAAAA
Messenger RNA from Rhopalosiphum padi (bird cherry-oat aphid), 2734 nucleotides. RefSeq lists its product as uncharacterized. The transcript is spliced from 5 exons. Bases 505 to 1266 code for a protein of 253 amino acids. The record is from RefSeq and is a predicted model, not a curated record. Lineage: Eukaryota; Metazoa; Arthropoda; Insecta; Hemiptera; Aphididae.